AUUAAAGUAAAGUUAAUUAGGGGCGACGAAUAAGGGGUAUUAGGGCUACGAAUAGCCAUUCCCAAAAUAAAACUAUUGGACACGGCGUGGCGAACUGUCGUUUUAACUACUGAACCUGACCGGGCGACUUUCUUUCCCGAGAGCCUCAACCACCUACGCCGGAGGGAAAGCGCAGCAAUGGCGGAAUCCGAAACGAGGGAUCAGCUAACCGCCUUCUUACAGUCCGGCAUUUACCGCUUCAGCAACUCCGCCGUCCCCGUCAUCUUCAUGGACCCAGUCCGCGUCCUCAAUCGCUCAUAUUCCCGAGUUAGGGUUUCUCCUUCCACAUACUACUCCCGCUUCUUCAGUUCCAAUGUCGCCGCCGAUGGCGUCCUCCGUGAAACCGAGCUCUCUUCAAGUUCGAAGAAACGGAAGCGAAAGGAGAAGAAGCCUCUGACCUUGAACGAACGAGAACAAGCUGCCGACCAGCGCCACCAGCAAGUUCGGCCGAUGUUGUUGAAAGCGCACGAAUGUUUGAUCGGAGCUGCUGAGCUUCUGGGUGUACUCAGAAGUUUAAGCUGGGAUUCCUCUUCCACAGCGGAACGCCGGGAAGUAACCGUCGGCGGAACUGAGCCGUCGUUUCUUGAGCUUGGAAAAGUCUGGCAAGCUCCCCUUUACGAAAUAACCCUCAAGUUUCCUCGAACUUGCGCGAGCAACGAAAAUGAAGGGGACAUUGUUGAUCAAUGGUGUGACCAGAGAGUGGUUCCUGUAUUCGACAAUUUGGUUGUGAAUGAGAUUGGUGAUGAAGUGGAAGCAGAAUUCCUGAGCAGGAAAUAUGUGAUACCUCGACAGAGUUGCUUCUACAUGUUUUGCUUGCUCUUACAUAUUUUUGCAUGUCUUUCCUUGUACACGCACUUCAAGUCUGACCUGGGGAAGAUUCACAACCUGAUCCCUGCUGAUCCUGGCAGCGGCUUCAAUCUUAUACUGAUUGAUCCCCCAUGGGAAAAUGCGAGUGCUCAUCAGAAACUAAAGUAUCCGACUUUGCCUAACCGGUAUUUCCUGAGCCUUCCCAUUAAGAAGCUCGCCCAUUCGGAUGGAGCUCUUGUAGGGUUAUGGGUGACCAAUAGGGAGAGAUUGAGAAAUUUUGUCGAGGAAGAGUUGUUUCCUUCAUGGGGAGUUACUUAUGCUGCUAGCCUGUUCUGGUUGAAGGUCAAAGCAGAUGGAUCAUUGACCAGUUAUUUGGACCUAUUUCAUCACAGGCCAUACGAGUGUCUUCUUUGGGGCUACUGCAACGGGAAGGGUGAAAGUUGUGAACUGCUGUCAGGAAUGAGAGGAACUAUGGAGGAUCAAAUCGUGAUAAGCAUCCCGGGAGAUUACUCGAGAAAGCCACCAGUUGGAGAACUUCUGCAGAAGUAUGUGCCAGGCGCUCACCUUCCUCGAUGUAUCGAGCUUUUCGCGAGGGAGAUGGUUGCCGGAUGGACUUCGUGGGGCAACGAGCCUCUUCGCUUUCAGGAUUCCCAUUAUUUUUCGCUGAAUCAGGAUGAUACUGUUGUACUACAAUGAGACAGAUCAGAGGUUGUAUGUAUUUUUCUCAUCAGGAAUCUGUUGCACCCUAUCUGGUCCCUUAUUAGAUUGGUGUGGUCAGAGUCCCAGAGUCAGACAAAGAAUGAAAGACAAUUGGAUGGAUAGUGGGCAGGCCAGUCCAAGUCGGGCCCAAACAAAUGAGGUCCGGUCAAAUAGAAAGAUGGACAGCGAAAGGAUAAAGGAACCAAAACCCACGCAGAAUCAAAAGAAACAAUAAUGAGAAGCCCCCUUAGUCUGAGAACAAAACGAACAAAAACAAAGGAUCAGAGCCCAUUGUCACAUAUGAAACCCAGCGUGCUUUGCUGGUCCAUUCCUUCACUGUCAUUCAAUUCACUUUUCUUUGAUAGGUUGACCAAUUAUUGCAGUUCAUGAACCUAUUAACAAGUUGUGUUAAGCUUCUG
This is a messenger RNA of Linum tenue, 1964 nucleotides long. The record is from the annotation of a GenBank genome assembly. NCBI's taxonomy places the organism in Eukaryota, Viridiplantae, Streptophyta, Magnoliopsida, Malpighiales, Linaceae.